UUUUAAACAUUCAUAUAAAAAAACCAUAAAAUUCACAUGAUAUCAACAAAACUAAAUCGUUAUCAGUAUAGUUACAACUUACAAGUGUACCCAAUAUCCACUACCCACAUUAUAAUUAUCAUUCUAAGCUUAUCUAUAAUACAUCCACCCUCCCUAAAAAAAAUAUAUCAUCAAAAAUCCCUCAUUUAUAUAUUCUCUUAUUAAAGAAUUAUCUUUCACAAAUUUCUCAGCCAAUAAAAAGUCAUACGACAUCAUUACUAAUACGGAAUACUUCGUUUAAGAUUUACACGAAUUAAUUUUUUCUAUGAAAGAAAAAAAAAUCUCACCCAAAAAAAAAAAGAGCAAAGGAGGGAGUCCAAAAUUACAAAUAGCAAAAACACGUGCAAGUCACGUGCAUGUAAAAAAAAAAACCCUGAACCACCGUCACCAAACCUCCGUUAUAAAUACUUGGUAUCACCAAAAUACCGUGACACAAACCAAUAAUGCGUGCCGCUGUUUCCCCGUAAUUCAUUUUCCACCUUAUUAUAAAAAUCAAAAUUAUUUUAUUCACAUUUAUACUUAUAUAUUUAUACAAUUGAUUUUCCCCAAAUCAAAAAUCCCUCUUUCUUUCCAACCCUAACUUUUAUAUUUUUCUCUCCAUUACAAAUUCCUCUACAUCCCGCUCAUUUCUCCCCUUACUUUCUCUCUCCUUUUUCUCUCUCUCCUCCCCUCAAAUCUCCAUUUUCGCGCCUUCAAGUUCAUGAAAUUUCUGAUCAUAUAAUAUAAUAAUAAUCAUGGGAAAAUACAUGAAAAAGGGUAAAAUUACGGGGGAUGUUGCAGUAAUGGAAAUCCCUCAAUCUUCUUCUUUGGGUGUUCGUACUAGGGCUCGAACCCUUGCUCUUCAACCUAACCCUGAACUUUCUUACCUUCAGCUUCGUAGUCGUCGCCUUGAGAAGCCUCUUCCGCCGACUCCGCCGCCGUCGAAAACUUCUAAUUCGGAUUCUCGGAGUCGGGUUCGGGUCAACCCGGGUGGGUCCAAGAAAGGGGAAAGCGGUGGUGUUGGUGGUGGAGGACGAGGGCGUUUUCGUCAUUUUACUGAUGGGGGAGAUUCCGAGGAUUUUCAUGAUCUGGGUACUGUUGAAGCUUCCUUUGGAGAGAACAAUUUAGAUUUUGAUUCCAGAGAAAGGAGCACCCGAGAGAGCACUCCUUGCAGCUUGAUUAGAGAUGCUGAAACUAUUGGGACGCCGGGAUCUACUACUAGACCGACAUGCUCCACUGUAGUAAACAACCGAAGAACUCGAAGUACACAAAGAGCCAUCCCGACAAACCCGGAGAUGGAAGAGUUCUUUGCCGGGUUUGAGUAUCACCAGCAAAAACUAUUCAUUGAAAAGUACAACUAUGAUAUUAAAAACGAUAUGCCUCUCCCAGGACGUUACGAGUGGGUACGAGUAGACAAGUAGGAGGGAAGAAUCUGCAGAAAGCCAAUGCACAUUUCUUACAAGAAAUUAUGGAAAAAGGAAAAAAAAAAAAAUUAGAAAGAAUGUGUAACCUGUGAUUUGUAACAUAAGUGCAGCUGACUAAAUGUAGCCUAACCCUUUUAUUAGGUAGCUUAGCAGAAGACUGAUUUUAGCUUUUGAGAUCCAAAGUGAAGAUAAAAUGAUUCUGUAGGUUUAGAAUUCAGUUUAUGAUGGUUUGCAUACACCAUUGUAUUCUGUAAUUGAUAUCAUUAAAUAUUGUUCCGAAACCAAAUGUAGUAGACUAGUAGCUUUCAUGGAGUUUAAUCAUAAUUUCUCCCCUUAUUCA
Molecule: messenger RNA, 1782 nt
Organism: Chenopodium quinoa (quinoa)
Lineage: Eukaryota; Viridiplantae; Streptophyta; Magnoliopsida; Caryophyllales; Amaranthaceae
Product: cyclin-dependent kinase inhibitor 3-like
Exons: 3
Coding region: 774-1439 (221 amino acids)
Biological process (GO): negative regulation of cyclin-dependent protein serine/threonine kinase activity
Cellular component (GO): nucleus
Molecular function (GO): cyclin-dependent protein serine/threonine kinase inhibitor activity
Source: RefSeq, a predicted model, not a curated record